Molecule: messenger RNA, 1760 nt
Organism: Galeopterus variegatus (Sunda flying lemur)
Lineage: Eukaryota; Metazoa; Chordata; Mammalia; Dermoptera; Cynocephalidae
Product: zinc finger protein 773-like
Exons: 4
Coding region: 91-1434 (447 amino acids)
Biological process (GO): regulation of transcription by RNA polymerase II
Molecular function (GO): DNA-binding transcription factor activity; RNA polymerase II cis-regulatory region sequence-specific DNA binding
Source: RefSeq, a predicted model, not a curated record
CAUGUGACCUUUGAGGAUGUGGCUAUCUACUUCUCUUGGGAGGAGUGGAGGCUGCUUGAUGAAGCUCAGAGGUGCCUCUACCACAGUGUGAUGCUGGAGAACUUUUCGCUUUUGGCCUCUCUGGGACUUGCAUCUUCCAGGACCCAUGAAAUUACCCAACUGGAAGCAUGGGGAGAGUCAUUCAUGCCCGCCCAGAGAGUCAUGACUCCAGCUGUGCCAAGAGGUUGUUGGCACGGAGUGGAGGCUGAGGAGGCACCUUUUGAUCAAGGAGCUUCUGUAGGAGUGCUGCAUGCACAUGUCUACCAACAUCAGAAGCUGUACUGUGGAGAGAAAUCUUUAAAAAGAGAAGAGGACAGGGUCCCAGUUUUGAGGAGCUGCAGAGUUCACCUGUCAGAGAAGCCCUUCCAAAGUGGAGAGGGUGGGAAGGACUUCCUGACCAGCUCGUGUCUUCUCCAGUACCAGGUGACUCACAGUGGUGGGGAGCCGCACAGGAGCACUGACAGUGGGGAGGCCUUUCAUUCUAGGAAAAGACAUUAUAAAUGCACUGAAUGUGGGAAAGCCUUUGGUCAGAAAUAUUUACUUGUUCAGCACCAGAGACUACACACUGGAGAAAAGCCUUAUGAAUGCAGUGAAUGUGGGAAAUUAUUUAGCCAUAAAUCCAACCUUUUUAUACACCAAAUUGUUCACACUGGAGAAAGGCCUUAUGGGUGUAGUGAAUGUGGGAAAUCCUUUAGCCGCAAUGCUGACCUCAUUCAACACCGGAGAGUUCACACUGGAGAAAAGCCUUUUACAUGCAGUGAAUGUGGAAAAGCAUUCAGGCAUAAUUCCACACUUGUUCAGCAUCACAGAAUCCACACUGGAGUAAAGCCUUAUGAGUGCAGUGAAUGUGGGAAAUUCUUUAGCUUUAACUCCAGCCUAAUGAAACAUCAGAGAGUUCACACUGGAGAGAGACCUUAUAAGUGCAGUGAAUGUGGGAAAUUCUAUAGCCACAAGUCCAGCCUUAUUAAUCAUUGGCGAGUACACACUGGAGAACGGCCUUAUGAGUGCAGUGAAUGUGGCAAAUAUUUUAGCCAAAGCUCUAGCCUCAUGCAGCACCGAAAAGUUCACACUGGAGAAAAACCUUUUAAGUGCAAUGAAUGUGGGAGAUUCUUUAGUGAGAACUCGAGCCUUGUUAAACAUCAGAGGGUUCACACAGGAGCAAGGCCUUAUGAGUGCAAAGAAUGUGGUAAAUUUUUUCGUCACAGCUCCAGUCUUGUUAAACAUCGAAGGAUUCACACUGGAGAACAGCCUUAUGAGUGCAGCAAUUGCGGGAAAUCCUUUAGCCAACGGUUCAAACUCAUUCAACACCAGAGAGUUCACACUGAAAAAAAAGUCUUGAAUUCAGCAAGUGUGGGAAAGUGUUUAGACACACCUCAACCUCAUUCAAUAAUGUAGGUUUUACAGAGCUGAGACACUGUAAGAAUACAUUGAAUAUGGAAAAGCCUUGAAUUAAAGUUCUGCUCUGAUUCAGCAACAGAAUCUUCACAACCUAGAUGGGCCUUAUGAAUGCAGUGAAUGUGGAGAAAGGCUUCAGCCUAACCUUGUUCAGCAUGAGAAAGUUCAAACUGGUGAAAGGCCUUAAGAGGGCAGGGUAUGUGCUGUUUCUUAGUCAAUAUAACCUGACAGAGAGAAACUGUGAGAGUAGCCUUUAUGAGGAAGCCAGAAAUUGAAUAUUAUUCAUCCAAAGAUGUACACUGGGGGCAGGAUGAGAAUUCUUGACA